GUUUUAAAGUGUUCGCUUUUUAAAGUGUUUGCUUGAUUUUUCAAAUGUUACUUUGUGUUCGCUCAAUUAAGUGUUUCUAAGCUCUUCAUUGAUAACCUGAAAUUAUUUUGACGUGGUAGACCUUCAGAAAUGAGCUGUGAACAAGUUCCAGUUUGAUAUGCUGAUUUCACAUGACUUCUGACGAAAGUUCCAUGAAAACUCUUAAUUUCGAAGGAUUAAGCUUGCUCGUUUAUAAUGUAGUCAGUUCUGCCUGUGACAACAGAGUUGCCGUUUAUCCCAUAAUGACAAUCAGGACGCUGGUUUACUUCUUACCAAAUCAUUACAGAUUUGCAGGCUGGCAUAACUCCACCCCAAUGUAUUCUGUAAAAGAUCCGCCUCCAUAUUCUGCACUGUCAGUAGCUGUUAAAUGAACAAGUAUGUGGACGGCAGAAAACCCAAAUCCGAAUAAAUUCUGAGGGACAGUCAAGGAAGAUGAAGUGAAGCACUAUGAAGCUCAGAACAGGAUUGAUAAGAAGAUCUAUCUUGCGCGUAGAUUACGGGUACUUCUUAGGAAGUUGCUUCAAUGUAACCAUCAUUGAAACAACAUCAUCUAACAAGGGCUGAACUCUCAUCACCAGCUUUCAUCUAAUCAAGGCAGUUAGAUCCCUUAGCCUUUCGCAAUUGAAAUAUAAAUGAAUAGAAAACUAAUUCAAGAACAAAAGAUGAAGCAGUUUUUUCAUCUUUUGCUCUCUCUCUCCAAACCUCCAAGUCCCAGGGUUCUUUCCUACAAUGGAAGAAAAGAAAGUAUAUCGAAUAGAUGAAGGUAGCACCGAAGAUGUGAGUCAAAAAAGUAACCAUGAUAUAAUUAACGUCAGCAAUGGAAACAAAACUAUUCACGAAGAUGGCCAUAACAACAACAUGAAAGUGACAAAUGGUGAAAACAACUCAACAAUUGAAAAUAAAUCUGUUCCAGCUACAGAUUCUAGCACACCAUUAUUGGGCACAAGGCAAAUUCAAGCUUUACUACUAUUUUCUUGUUUUUUUGUUUCCUUCUACAUGAGAGCAAGCCUCUCUAUGGCCAUAGUUGUAAUGACAAGUAAAAAUAACACCAAUGGAGGAUACGAGGUGUACAAUUGGACUGAACCUGAAAAAGGAACUGUUCUGAGUUCUUUUUAUGUGGGUUAUUUUCUCAUGCUGCCUUUUGCAGGUCAGCUCGGACUAAGAUAUUCUUCCAAAUUGCUGCUUGGGCUGUCCUUAUUCGAGGGCAGUAUCUUGUGUUUGAUCACUCCUUUUGUCAUUCCAAUCGGCGGAUGGAAAGCACUCUGUGGUCUACGAAUUUUGCUAGGAUUGAAUCAAGGAUUCUUGACGCCAAUUUGUUACACUCUAGCAGCCAAAUGGUCUCCUCCGAAUGAGAGGAAUCGAUUCGUUGGAUUCUCUGUGAAUGGUGCAACUCUUGGCCUUUGCCUAGCAAUGCCAAUGGCUGGAUACCUUGCUGGUAGCAGUUUCGGUUGGCCAUCUGUGUUUUACUCUGCCGGGCUUUUAGGAUUCUUGUGGAAUCUAUUUUGGCAUUUUUAUGGUGCUGAUAGUCCUGCCACACAUCCCAAAAUAUCUAAGAAAGAACGAGAUUUCAUUAUCAACUCGUUAGGAGACGACGUUGAUGAUUCAAAGAAUUUGGAAACUCCGUGGAAAGCAAUUUUUACGUCACUACCUGUUUGGGCGUUAAUCUGCGCUCACUUAGGAAAUGGAUGGGCCUUUGGCAUUUUGACUACACAAUUACCUUCAUUCAUCAGUGCAGCUUUAGGUUUCAAUAUUCAGGAGAAUGGUCUCUUAUCAGCUUUACCAUUCCUUUCCAUGUGGGUCUUGACUUUUCCUCUGUGUUGGAUGGGAGAUGUGCUUAUUAGCAAAGAAAUUUUAACCAAGACUGUUUCAAGAAAACUCUGGACUGCUAUUGCAUUGUCUGGAGGGCCUUUAAUUUUCAUAAUUAUGACUUGUGUUGGUAAUAAUCCAACAAUUGUAAUGGCUUUGAUGGUGACAGCUGCAACAUGCUUUAUUUUUAUCUUCAUCGGCUUCAACAUAAAUCAUCUUGACUUAACACCUAAUUUUGCUGGUGUGCUAAUGGGCAUAUGCAAUGGUUUUGAAAUGAUUACCACAACCAUUUCACCUACGACAGUUGGUUUCAUGGUCUCUGAUCCUUCUUCUAUUGAGUUAUGGCGAAGAGUGUUUGUGGUAACUGCUGUCAUCGGGAUAACAUCAAGCUUAAUUUACGCUGUUUUUGGUUCGGGGAAGAUUCAACCCUGGAAUGAGCCUUCUAAAUCAAAGAACAAAAUUCCAUUACACAUAAAACAAGCAUCAUCAUAGUGGAAGUGCUCGAAUAUUUGGAUCGACGUUCUUGCUGUUUUUUUUUUUUUUGUGGUGGAAUUUCACAAAAUCUGAGGGCAAUAAGAAUAAUAAUGUAUAUCUGGUAUCCAUGACUGUAAUAAAAAAAUAUGUACCUCCAUUGCAACA
Molecule: messenger RNA, 2484 nt
Organism: Bemisia tabaci
Lineage: Eukaryota; Metazoa; Arthropoda; Insecta; Hemiptera; Aleyrodidae
Product: putative inorganic phosphate cotransporter
Biological process (GO): transmembrane transport; monoatomic anion transport
Cellular component (GO): membrane
Molecular function (GO): transmembrane transporter activity
Source: RefSeq, a predicted model, not a curated record